Corticium candelabrum is the source of this 1374-nucleotide messenger RNA. Its product is annotated as zinc finger MYM-type protein 1-like. The record is from RefSeq and is a predicted model, not a curated record. NCBI's taxonomy places the organism in Eukaryota, Metazoa, Porifera, Homoscleromorpha, Homosclerophorida, Plakinidae. The transcript has a single exon. Gene Ontology annotation, molecular function: protein dimerization activity. Bases 1 to 1374 code for a protein of 457 amino acids.
AUGUGCGUAGCCAUCAGAUGGGUUAAUGAUGACUACGACAUUCUAGAAGAGCCAGUCGGGCUGAUGGAAGUUCCAAAAACGGAUGCUGAGACGUUGACUAGUAGUUUGAAAGACGUUCUCAUCCGCUGUGUACUCCCACUUGAUCAAUGUAGAGGGCAAGCGUAUGACGGUGCUGCCAACAUGUCUGGGCGUCUCCGUGGAGUCGCUGCUCGGAUACGGAAUGAACAGCCAAAAGCACUUCAUGUGCACUGCCUUGCACACAGCUUGAAUCUCUGCUUGCAAGACACCGCUCGUAUCUGUACAAUAGUUCAUGACACUCUGCAAUUGGUCAUAGAGGUGGUCAAGAUAAUCAAGUAUUCUCCAAAACGGUCUAGUCUCUUUCAUACUGUCAAAUCACAGCUCUCUCCUGAGGCAAAUGACCUAAGGCCGCUUUGUCCAACACAAUGGACAGUUCGGAGUUCCUCGAUAAGUGCUGUAUUGGCUAACUACAGCACUCUUUCCACAGUACUGGAGCUAAUCAACGAAACCGGUAGAGAUGAGUACGCAGUUAAAGCUGGUGGUCUUGCCAAGCAACUACAGACUUUCAACGUCUAUUUCGGUGUAAAGCUGUGCCAAUUAGUAUUCUAUCCAACUGAGCAACUCUCCAGGACUCUGCAAGGACGCGAUACAACAAUUCAAGAAGCCACACAAGCAGUUCUAGUAACCAAGGAUUACUUGACGAACAAGAGAACGGAUACUUGUUUUAGCGAAUUCUAUGACCGGGUUGCAAGAGAUGCUCAAAGCCUAACAGAUGAUCUUGUUUUGCCAAGGCAGCGUAAAAUUCCUCGCAGACUGUAUGACGGAGUUGAGGCGUUUCAGUACAGGACACCAAAGGUCUUUUACAGGCAGAAGUAUUUUGAAGCCUUGGAUGUUGUAAGUGUUGAGAUUGCGAGGCGUUUUGCCCAACAUGACUUUUCUGUAGUAGUAGAUAUGGAACAAAUGGUGUUGUCUGCAUCAAAUAGGGAACCCUUUACUGUGAGUCAACACUUCCGAGAUCUAUAUCAGGGAGAUUUUGACAUGGGAAGGUUGGAUACCCACCUCAAGAUGCUACCAGACAUUAUCAAACGGUAUGGUGAAUUUACCGGAGUACCAUUAAAGAAAGUGACAAAUAUCCGCACAGUUUGCCAAGCCAUGAAGGAAAAACUCGGUGCUACAGGACUCUGCUCCGAAAUACACAGGUUUCUAAAAUUGUUCCUUACAAUACCAGUGACCACCUCAACUGCAGAGAGAACAUUUUCAGCUCUUCGGAGGAUAAAGACUUACCUACGAUUAUCUAUGACACAGGAGAGGUUGAAUCAUCUUCUUCUACUUUCACUGCCACAAGGAAAAAACUGA